Paralichthys olivaceus (Japanese flounder) is the source of this 2857-nucleotide messenger RNA. The record is from RefSeq and is a predicted model, not a curated record. Lineage: Eukaryota; Metazoa; Chordata; Actinopteri; Pleuronectiformes; Paralichthyidae.
CGGAAGAAAAACCUUCUGAGACAAGGUGAUUUACAGUGAACAAUAAAUUUGAUCACACGUUUUACAGUACAAAGAAACAGUUCUGUGAUGCCAUGAUGUUUUUAAUUAUGUACACAGACACUGUUCAGUUUUAUUUGUUUCAGAAAUCAAGUUUUAGUCCCACUUGAGAUGGAGGCCCAGACAGUGACGUGGUUUGUUUUUCUGGUCCUAACAAAAAAUGUCUCUACAAGUUACACUCCCUUUGAACUACAACCUGGUUCGACGGCUGAGGCCACUGAGGGAUCCUGCUUUGAAAUUAAAUGCAGUGUCAUAAAAGAUUUAUAUGAUCGUAGUGCAUACUGGUUUUGGAUGAAAGAUGCACAAUAUGACGACAAUCGUAAAGAUUUUAGCUCCACUGUCAUUUACAGCUCAAAAAGCUCGACACGUCCGGUCAGUCCUGACUUUGCAAACAGAGUGAAAUUCACCGGUUCCUCAUCUUCAAGUUGGAGAAAUGGUCACUCUUGCAGUAUUCUGAUUUGUGACCUGAGAACAAGUGACAGCGGACGGUAUUCUUUUAGAUAUGUUGAGACGGGAAAGAACCGUUGGGCAACUAAAGAUAUGACCCUCAAUGUUAAAGAAAACCAAUGCCUGCUCACUUUUAACUUUGAACCAACUGUCGUGGAGGAGAACGAAUAUGUCACACUCACAUGCUCCACUCCAACUUCAUGUCCUUCAAACCCAUGCAUUCAAGAUGUGACACAGCGCGACCUGGGAGGGUUCACAGGCACUUAUGGAAAAAAGAAAAGCUCCACCUACAGCUUUAUGUCCAGACGGGAGGAUGACAAGAGGGUGUUCUCAUGCAAAACACAGGACAACACGGACAAAUAUUUAAUUCGGAAUAUUACAGUCACUGUUGAAUAUUCACCUGAUGUUGAGAUAAAGAUAAUGGCACCAGUGUCUGCAGUUAAAAGAGAAACUAAGAUCAUUGUGACCAAUGCAGUGACUUUGGAUUUAACAUGUGACGUGAAGAGAAGCAACCCACGACCUCACACCUACACUUGGUUAAAAGAUGGAGCAAGAGUUGGUUGGAAACAGAAUUAUACUGUAGGAAUGAUCCAGCCUGGGGACACAAGCUUUUACAUAUGUGAAGCCACUAACAGAAAAGGUACAGGAAGAUCAAAAGAACUUCAACUGGACGUUCAAUAUAAGCCGAGGGGGACCAAAAUUUCUGUCAGUGGCUCUCCUGAUCACAAAGUGAAAGUUAAUCAACGUGUCAAGUUCACCUGUAACACCGAAGCCAAUCCUGCCCCGAGGACUUACUUCUGGUACAAACAUAAUGACUCACAGUGGAAGACCACAGGAAGCCCUACGCUGGAUUAUAAAAUACAAAGAGCAGAUGAAGCAUGUUACAGAUGCAGGGCCAUCAACCACAUUGCUGAAGGGGAUACGAGUCAGCCAGUGUGCAUACAAGUACUGUACCCACCCACCCAACCUAAACUGUCUAUGCCGGCUGAGGUCACAGAAGGUCAGAAAAUCACCAUCAGCUGCACUGCUGAAAGUUUCCCACCGUCACAUCUCACCUUGACAAGGAUCAACACAUCAAAUCAUCAGUCUUUAGGAAACGCUCAAGAAGUUAAUUAUUCACAACCCAACAACACUCUCCACCAAACGUUUACUGUGACUUCAGCCCACGCUGGCUUGUACAGCUGCAGUGCCUGGAACACCGAGGGCAUGAAGCAAAGCGAGCAGAAGCUUGUGGUGAAAUAUGCUCCAAAAAACACAAACAUCACAGGGUCGGCUGAGAAGCGGGAGCUCGAUGGGAGGAGCUCCGUGACGCUGAGCUGCACCAGUCAGAGCGUUCCCCGAGUCCACCACUACACAUGGUACAGAGAGAUAAAGGGCAAAAAAGAUGAAGUUGUGUCCAACUAUCAAAACCACACUGUGUACUCAAACCAGCCAGGAGCCUACUACUGCGUCGCAGAAAAUGAAAUAGAUAAGAGAUCAUCUGACUCAGUCCAUCUGUUUGAACGAGACUUCUUGGACAUCCUGAAGUUCCUCGUUCUCGGUCUACUUGUCCUGAUUUUUCUAAUUUUUGUCGUCUUGAUUUUAAGAAACAGGAGGAAAAAAUCUAUUCAACAAGGAGAAAGGAACACAACAUUCAUAUUUGGUUAUUUGUGUUGGCGUAAUGGUACCAGGAGGAGGAGUCUGAUGAAUGAGACCGUCUCUGCGGAGCCUUUCAGGAGCAGAGACGACCUCUUGUCAGAGAAUUUGAGGCGUCCACAGGCCCAACGACACCAGCAGCUUCCAGACAGCACGCCUCUGACCAACAUCGACGCUGUUUACAGCGUUGUGAAUCUGCCCAAGGGUGCCUCUGCACAAAAUGGAGACACAGAGGCUGAUUCUGUCAACUACGCUUCUCUGCAUUUUUGGAAAAAGCCAAAGAACAGGCAAAGACAGGAAGAAGAACACGCAGUGUAUGCGAUAGUGGCCAAGCCAAAGAAGGAACCAGACAGCAUGCAGGACUAUGAAAACAUUAGUAAGGCAACUGCAUGUGCACCCAAAUCUCCAAAUCUAUUUGACGACGGUGAAGAUGAAGUGGAGCUCAACUAUUCACAGGUGAUCUUCACAGCGAUGCCCCCACGUCAGAUGACCGACAGCGACUCCAGCACCUCAAGCGAGGAUGAGAGUCAGUACUCUGCCAUCAGGAUUUGACCCAAGAUGUUCUUCUCCUGCUUUUUACAGCAACAUGUGUGACAAAGGUUAUAUUCACAAUAAGUCAUCACAGAGUGUAUAACCAGUUCAUGUGUUAAGCAAAAAUAGGUUGUAAUCUUAAAUCUACAGUAAUGUAAGCUGGCCAACAAAACGUAUGCAGCUACAA